GCUCUUCUUUUCUUCUCCUUUGCAGCCGAACAAAGCCCCAAGCUGCCGACAGCCCUCCCUUGAAGAAAAACCGGUAAAAGCUUGGGAAUUUCUCCUUCUUUUCUUGCUCUAGAACACAAAUUGAACUCAGAAAUUCUCCCCCUUCUCUGCAGAAAUCCGGAUCUCCUUUGCUCUGUCCGUCCGGUUGCUGCUCUUGUCGGUUUGUGGGUGCGAAUUCUGGGCAUUUUUAGAAAUUCCCCCUGCACUGCCGCCGGCUUCCCCUAGCUUGCAGCUCCGGUUUUUGCUGCUAAAUUCUGGUUCCUGAUGGUUUUGUCAGUUUAGCACUGAGAUCGAGUCUUCGAUUUUAUGAGAGUGAGAAAGUGAAACCGAUGAUGGGGAAACCACAGGAAGUGACAAGUCAGAAGGCUAGCCAUUUCGAGAUUGAUAUAGAUUUUAGAAAUAAAUCAUGCUUUUGUAAGAUAGAUUUUACCUUGAAUUUAUAAGAUCAAAACAGAUUUCGGUCAUUAGAUCAACUACUUGGAUUUAAGUCAUUUUGGAUAUAGAAAUAAAUUGAGAUGUUUGAUUUAAGUUAUUGGAUUGUCAGAUGUGAAUUGGAUAAGUUUCGAGCCUUGUGCAUUUGUGGGAUCCUCUCACAAGUGCACGGCGUCUGUCGCGCCUCGAAUUUGAGUUUUGGGGUGUGACACCUUUAGUAUAGUUUACAUUUUAGGUAUGUUUUAUAUCACUCUUUAGCUUUCAUCUUUGUUCUAAUUGUUAUGCCUUUAGUUUCCUUUUAGUUGUCUACAUUUGUCUUUCUUACCAAUAAACACACUUGAUUAAC
Rubroshorea leprosula is the source of this 817-nucleotide messenger RNA. NCBI's taxonomy places the organism in Eukaryota, Viridiplantae, Streptophyta, Magnoliopsida, Malvales, Dipterocarpaceae. The record is from the annotation of a GenBank genome assembly.